Messenger RNA from Dufourea novaeangliae, 1397 nucleotides. RefSeq lists its product as uncharacterized. The transcript has 2 exons. The coding region runs from base 92 to 1327 and encodes 411 amino acids. Lineage: Eukaryota; Metazoa; Arthropoda; Insecta; Hymenoptera; Halictidae. The record is from RefSeq and is a predicted model, not a curated record.
UGCUAAUUGUCUUUUUAACCUGGCAAAUCUGUUUCGAUCGAAAACGAUCCUCAGCUGGGCAGUGACGAAUCUUGACUGUGUCAGGUAAACAAUGACUCCAUCCGUCGAACGACCCUCGAUACAGGACCUGGAAGCGCUGCUGGCCGAAAGUCUCGGCGCAGACUUUCAGAUAAAGAGCCUAGAAUGGAAACCGCUGACCGCCCCGGGCGAGAACUUCGGAAGCGUUAUGUUGGCCAUGAACGUGACACUGACCCGGGCCAACAGAACAGAGACCUUGAAUCUUGUCGCAAAACUGCCGCCUACUUCGGCAUACCUGCUGGAGUUGUUCAACAGUCCGGUCACUUUCCGAAAGGAGCUGAAAUUUUACAGCAUAAUGACCAGAGAGUUCGAGAAGCUUCAAUUGGAGAGCGGCGUGAAGAAGCAAGACAUCUGCGUCCUAGCGCCGAAAUUCUACGGUGGAAGACUCGGGCUUUGUGACCCAGAGAAAUUCGACGAGCACGCUGUCAUCAUUCUAGAGAACCUGAAAUACAAUGGUUAUGACACCCAAGACAGGAUACACGGACUGGACAGAAAGCACACAGACUUCGCGCUCGAGGAACUGGCCAAAUUACAUGCGCACACCGUGGCACUAAAGCUCAAGAAACCGGAAAUCUUUCGGGAAAUCGUGUCGGAAGUGUUAACAGAGGUUCUAAACGACACGACGGAGAAGUGUGUGAUCGACAUGGUGAGAAAAGCGGAAGCGGACCUGAAGGAGAUCGAAGAGGCCAAACCAUAUUUGGAUCGUGUCAGCAGAACCAUCGAGUUUGGCAUUCAGUUGAACAAGAACAGCCGAAAGCCGGAAGAACCGUGGGCAACAUUGGUCCAUAAUGAUUUCUGGGUGAACAACAUGAUGUUCAGACACGACGCACGGGGUGAAUUGAUCGGCAUGAAGAUCGUGGACUUUCAAUUAUGCCUGUACGAUCACGGCGUCUACGAUCUUCUCUUUUUCCUCGUGUCGAGUGUGAAGAAAGACGUGCUAGACCAUAAACUGAGCGACAUGAUCGACUACUACUAUCGUUGCUUCAUAAAAUCGUUGAAGACACUGAAGGUCGACACGGAGAAGUUCACCAAACGGAGCUUCGAUGAGCUGGUCAAUUACUGUGGACCAGCCAAGUUCAAUCAGUGCCUGAUGAUGGCGCAGGUCAUUCAGGCGCCUAAAGAAUCCGCUCCGGAGAUGAAGGACCUGAAGGGAGACAUGUUCUUGAAUCGAGGAGUUGACGAUGUGUACAGAGAAAAAUUAUUACAGAUAGUGAAGUUGUUCGACGAACGAGGAUGGUUGAUCGAAUAGUAUUUAAUUCGGUUGUUAUUGUAUUUUUAGAGAAAUUGUUAUAAAUUGAAUGAUUAUUUUUAUAUGAGAA